GCAAAAUUAUUUAUGAGUAUUUUAACAAGUCUCUACCUCUCAAGAAAGGAUUUUAGAUCUUUAAAGAAAUAAACUUUGCAUAUGAACUACUUAAUAAUCUAAUUGAACUGCAACAACUGAAUUCUUCACAAUGAUAAUAGUCGAUAACUUUCUCGUCAAUAAUAACACCAUAGGGGAUAAAAGAAUCAAAAGUACCCUGAUGCCAUCUGAAAACAGAGAAAUUACUGUCAUAAAUAGUCCUAAACCUGUCGGCGAUAGUCGCAAUGUGCCACUAGAAAAGAGUAUAAGUUUUCUUAAAAAUCAACAUGAUGCCAUGCUGAAAGGAUUACAUCAGGAAAUCGAAUCCUUGAAAAAGAUCAACAAAGGUGUUUGUCAUUUUCCUGUACUUUAUUUUUAUCAGACUUGCAAUACCGCCUGGUUAUGUGCACGUGCUCUGCUGGCGAAAAGAUGUUUACAAGUUAAGUUAACCUAUAUGCUUAAUUUAAUAAAUAGGGAAAUACUGGCUCUUCAGGCAGACCUUGAGAAUGAAAAAAGGAAGAAUGCAUCUCUAAUCAAGCAGCUUGAAGCAUUACAAGUGUCUCAGAAUUUACCAAAGGGACUUCCGAGGUACAAAUGUAAAGAUGAAAUGUCAACAAACUCUUCGGAGCAGAAGAAUACUGCAGAUGUAUAUGAAGUAGCCCAGAGUUUGGGUAACGACCGAGACCGGAAUGAUAGUGGAGGAAUUUUGGAGGAAAAUCAAGGAGUUUGUGGUAAAUAUGUCGAUGUUACAAUGAAUGCAAAUAGUGAAAGUACCAAUAAUCAGAUGAUGAGGACAAUGACAACAUCACCAUCAGUAUCAACAGUAAACCGACUACCAUUAAAUAUAUCAGAAUGUAAUCUAUGGAAAAGGAAUAUUUCUCAUUCAUAUGAUAAUGAUAUUUAUGAGAAAGAUGAAACUGCAAAUAAAUCCAGUGGUUUGACAGGAACACGUUUACUGCCUAUUCGAUUACCAGCAUUGAAUUUUAGAAAACCGCUUAUACAAGCCUCAUUGAGUGAACAAACUAAAAGUGAUUCACCUACUAAAGGUACAAAAUACUCUGUGGUAAACAGUUCAUUAGAAAAUGAAAAGGUGUAA
Messenger RNA from Trichobilharzia szidati, 1114 nucleotides. The record is from the annotation of a GenBank genome assembly. NCBI's taxonomy places the organism in Eukaryota, Metazoa, Platyhelminthes, Trematoda, Strigeidida, Schistosomatidae.